Molecule: messenger RNA, 1341 nt
Organism: Sclerotinia trifoliorum
Lineage: Eukaryota; Fungi; Ascomycota; Leotiomycetes; Helotiales; Sclerotiniaceae
Source: the annotation of a GenBank genome assembly
GACCGACGCCAAAACAGCUACAGGAGUAUCCAGACUGGGCUGGAGCAAGACAUCGCCCUCCAUUUCUACUUGUAAAAGCUACAAAGUCGACCAAUUAGGGUAUUUGACCGGCACAAUCUGAAGAAAUGGUCGAUAGCGUCUAUGUGGAUCUGCUGGAGUUGCAAUGGGGGGGAGUUGCAGUGAGGGGCACCGUUCUAGGGCUGGCGGCCACACGGGCAUUCACCUGUAUGUAAGCACUAAGUAGCUGUCACACUCUAAGCUAAUUCACCUUUGUUCAAUCUUAAGAUGCAUACAGUACAUUAACAUGAUUUUUUACGGCAACCUGCUGGGAUCAAUCAGCUUUUGCUUGCUGUCGCGAUGUUCAAUUCAUUUCGCGCAGAUUAUCAUGGCUGGCUAGAGUUUAAAGAAAAUGCCCUUCCUAGCAAUAUAUUCGGCUACCUACUCGUCCAAUACUUUCUCCGAUAUUUCAAAUGUGAACCCUUCGAUACUGUUUGCUACGAUGAUCCUAAAGAGAUCGCGAAAUGCGGAACGCUUGGUCAACGAAGCUUUUUGAAAGAACCAUUGCAAAUGAGAGAUGGACCCAGGCCUGAAAUGGCGAAAUGGGUACGGCAACCCUCCAAAAUAUAAGACUAGACACUAAUAUACCAACAGGUAGUUCCGCAUAGACAAGUUGACAAAUUCGGAGGAAGGGAUAUGCAUAAGCUCAUCGAUCAAACCGUUAUCGAACUAGCUAGAAGAUAUCCCAACCACAUAACCCUCACUACAUCUGCCCUCGAAAAACAUGGGGACGCUAUCUUAAUAGCGGACAGAGUUCCAACGCCUCAUCUUCCAGCAAAGAAAACAAAACGCGAAAUCGCACAUGUUCAUACAGAAGGAAAGAAUGUAGAUUAUUCAAUGCAUGCAGUACUCUCGCCCAGGGACUGCAAGGAAGUAAUUGAGAAGGGAUGGGGUGAAAAAAUGACCUUGGCCGGCACAUUAAAAAUGCCUGCAGAGUAUCUGAUGAUAUAUACUCCGAGAUCAGAAUCAGAAUUAAGGGCCGUGAGAGAUAUCUUGGAAGCUGCGAUUGGGUUUAUGACGGGUGCGACGAGACCUGUGGAAGAAUAAUGGCAUAAAAUUCCUAGUGGAUAGGCUAUUGACACAAGAAAGCCAUAUGCUCAAUUGCAAUACAGCCUAAUCCCAUAAACCUGGUUUAUGUCUCUAUAUUGGUGAUGGUAAGCUGAAAUCAAUUCAAUCUGAACCAUUCUUUACGAUUUUGACUCUCACCACGUCCAGCAAGGGCAGCCCGAGUGGGUAAUUCAAUCUUCACCCAGUCAACUCACAAAUCCCAGAGAUAGGCAAAGA